AUCAAUGUUCAGACACAGUCUCUUACAAUAUAGCUCUGUCGCCACAUGUGUUUCGGUUUAAAAGUUGUCGUUACACGUAGAUUUUAAUGUUGUAUGAUCAUCAAGACGAUUCACAAAUGAUCUUUGAAGGUUUCUAUCAAUUUGUCGUAUCAAACGCCUUUAUAGUAAGGCUAUGGAAUGAGAUUUGGAAUCGCGACAAGUUCCGUCAUUUAUACGAAACCAUGAAUAAUCAUUGGGAUAUAUUCACAAAUGAAUUAGAAGUUCGUAUUCUGAAAAAUUAUUCUAAUAUAUCACGAAAGUUUACAAUAUUUUAUUCAACUAUGAUGUAUCUUUUAAGUUCAAUGUUCAUAGUAAUCCCGUUGACACCAGUGUUCCUAGAUAUCAUAUUGCCUUUGAACGAAUCGCGUCCACGAAUCUUAGCGAUCGAAGUUGAAUUAAAAGUAGAUACAGACGAGUACUUUGUGCCAAUUUUUUUAUACACUACUGCUAUAAUUGUAAUAGGUAUAAGCAUAAUGGUGGGUGUCGACACAAUGCAUUUCACGUGUACCACUCAUGCGUGUAGUUUAUUCUCAAUUGUCGGUGAAGAAAUUGAAAAUAUUACAUCGACACAAUAUUUGCAAAAAUGUAAAUGUGGCUUGAAUAAACAUCAUGAAUUAUCGAGAGAACAAAUGAUAUAUCAGCAAUACGUUACGUGUUUAAGAAAAUAUCAGCUUGCAUUAAAGUUUGUCGAUAUAUUGAAUUCGACGCAUCAAACGGCUGCAAUAUUUUUUUUAUUAUUGAUUGGUGCUUCUUUAAGUUUGACUGGAGUUCGAGUCGUUUAUGUGUUAGACCAACUCGAAGAAAUGAUUAGAUUUUUGUUUAUAAUUAUGGGAGCAUUAAUGCAAUUGUUGAUUAUGUGUUAUGCUGGUCAGAAAUUAAUGGACGAAAGCCAGAACGUAUUUCAUCGAGCUUACGCAGCGGAAUGGUAUUUGUUUUCACCCAGAUUAAAAUCUUUGCUAAUUAUAACUCUUUAUAGAAGUCUCGUACCGUGCAGUUUGACUGUAGGUAAAUUCUUUCCGUUAUCAAUGUCGACUUAUGCCACGAUAAUAACAUUAUGUAUACACAGACGCAAUGGGAAAAUGGUUUUUGAAUGCCUGUAUCAAAUAGUUAUAUCGACGGCUUUUCUCAUAAAGUUAUUAAAUCAGAUUUGGAAUCGUAACAAGUUUCGUCGUUUAUACGAAAGUAUGGAAGAUCAUUGGAAUAUAUUUUCAAAUGAUGUGGAAGUUCAAGUUUUGAGAAAUUAUUCUUAUAUAUCGCAUAAAUUUACAUUAUUUUAUUCAAUACUAACAUACACGAUGAUGUCAAUGUUUAUAAUAAUACCAUCAAUAGGACCAAUGCUUCUCGAUAUCUUGCUACCUCUUAAUAAAUCACGUCCGCGAAAUGUCGCAAUAUAUAGCGAAUACGGAGUAGAUAAAGAUAAGUAUUUUGUACCGAUAUUUUUGUAUACCUCUCUUAUAAUUAUUUUUGGUAUGGCCAUUUUUGUGUCUGUUGAUAGCAUGCAUAUAGCAUGUACCGCGCACGCAUGCAGCUUAUUCCAACUUAUUGGUCAACAAAUUAAAAACGUAAUAUCGAAUGUACAUGUCGACAACGAAAUUAACGAAAUCAAAUGUUGCCCAAAGUAUAACAUGUUCAACGAGAAAAUUAUAUAUCGAAACUAUAUUAUGUGUAUAAAGAAAUAUCAACUUGCUUUAGAAUAUGUCAAUAUAUUGAAUGAUACGCAUAAGAUUGUUGGAUUUUGCUUCUUAUUAACGAUCGGUGCGGUCUUCAGUUUAGUUGGAAUUCGAAUUUUCUAUGUGUUAGACCAAGUAGAAGAAUUGCUUAGAUUUGCGUUUAUAAUCAUGGGAGCGUUGUUGCAACUGAUAAUCUUGUGCUAUUCCGGUCAAAAGUUAAUGGACGAAAGUCAGAACAUAUUCCAACGAGCUUACGCGGCGGAAUGGUACAAAUUCUCACCAAGGCUAAAAUCAUUGUUGAUCAUAACUCUUUACAGAAGUAUUGUGCCGUCCAAACUGACAGCAGGUAAUAUAUUUCCGUUGUCAAUGUCGGUCUUCGCUAUGGUGGUGCGAACAGGUAUAUCUUACUUCACGGCAUUCUUAUCAUUACAAAAUUGAUUAGUUUCAAGAUAUAAAUGUUUAGCUAAUUCUUUACUGACAUG
Messenger RNA from Monomorium pharaonis (pharaoh ant), 2191 nucleotides. RefSeq lists its product as uncharacterized. The coding region runs from base 87 to 2147 and encodes 686 amino acids. Gene Ontology annotation, biological process: detection of chemical stimulus involved in sensory perception of smell; sensory perception of smell. Lineage: Eukaryota; Metazoa; Arthropoda; Insecta; Hymenoptera; Formicidae. Gene Ontology annotation, cellular component: plasma membrane. Gene Ontology annotation, molecular function: odorant binding; olfactory receptor activity. The record is from RefSeq and is a predicted model, not a curated record. The transcript is spliced from 15 exons.